UUUCAGGAACCGAGGUAAACAUAGCGCUUUAGAAAACCGUACAGCGAUUCAGCAGGUAUUUUCCCGCUGUCAGCGCUGCAGAAAACAUUGGCCUUCCGCUCGAGCCGAAGUAUCGCCGAAAGGAGAGGACAUUACCGUUGGCUAGGAAGCUCGUUUGAGGCUCGUUGUUUCACUGACCAGUAAUAUAGCUCCAAAUGGCGCGUCGCGUUCCCGAGACGAGAUGAUGUCACCCUGAUAAUGCAGUACAUCCGGCCGAUCAGUGCCGGUUCCGGCGAAGAGUUGCGUUAAUCUUUGACGCUGACGUGGCAGCUCCAGCACAGUUUUUCGUAACCAGGUCACGUUCAGACCGUUGUACUUAGUGCAGGCUUGAGCGUUCUGACCGUUGUACUUAUAAGCUUGACCGUUCAGACCGUUGUACUUAAACGGGUGUUUUCUUAACGCGUCGCGUGGGUGGGCGACGCCUGAGUCGGCCCAUAAGGGCAGCAUGUUGUUUACACCCCUUGUCACUCGCUGAUAUCGCCGCCGUUUCGCGCUUCGCUUCGCCUCGCUUCACAUCCGUCGCAGCACGAGUCUCGACGUCGCGCGUUACGCUAACCCUUACGCGACGCCAUGGUGGCACGUCCACUCCCACCUAGUAGCAGGCUUACGAUGCCUCCCGCUCUGCCGCUGCUGCUUGUCGCUCUGCUAUCGCUCGGCUUCCCUGGGGCGCGCCUCGACGCCGUUCUUAGAGCGGACGCGGCACGUGACAGCGUGCUCGACUCGUACCGGCCGGCUUGCGGACCCCUGCCGAAUAAAGAGCCGAGAGCCUGGCAGCUCUGGAGCCGACCAGCCACGUGGGCGUUCAUGGGGGGGAAGGUUCCCGGAAUCGGGGCGAGCGUGGGGGCCAAUGUGACGAUCCCAUGUGGCAGGGCUGUGCUUCUGGAUGUGCCACGUGUCAGCCUGGGAUUGCUUAUUGUAAACGGCUGGCUGAGGUUGCUGGACAACCCCUUUGUACCCUCUAUAAGCGUCCAAGCCCGGUUCAUUAUAGUGCACGGUCGCUUGUCCGUUGGAACAGAGACGCACCACUUCCGCUCCCGAGCCACCUUCACCCUCCUCCCGAACCUCAGGUUUGGCCGGUCCGACUUCUUGCUUCAGCGGCCAGCUCCGGCCGAUCCUGCACACCCUCGCAACCUUGGGCACAAAGCGUUUGCUGUGGUGGGCGGUCAGGUGGAUUUCCACGGCAUGCCAGGUGGCGCCAGCACGCCAGCCUGGGUGCGCCUGGCGCGGUGGGCCAAUAAGGGCGCGCGGCAGAUCACUGUAGACGCUGACGUCAGCGGAUGGCCCAGAGGGGGGGUUAUUGCUGUUGCCAGCACGACGCCAGACCUGAAUAACGCCGAAAAGGCAAUCAUUACUGGAGUGAGGAGGGUUGGCCCGUCCACCAGCAUCAUCUCCCUCUACCGCCCUCUGAAGCAUUCCCACGAUGGGGAUAUGAACGCAGUGAACGAUGGGUUUGGGGGCACGGUGGACAUUCGCGCGGAGGUGGCUCUGCUGACUCGCAACAUCGUGAUUCAAGGGGUGCACGAGCAGGCACCUUAUCAAUAUGAUGGCGGUCACUUCAUGGUCUACAAGACUCGCACCCCUCAGGUCAUCCACGGCGUGCAGUUCCAGGGGUUGGGCAAGCAAGGCACCCUGGGAAGGUACCCGGUGCACUUCCAUAUGUGUGGCGACGUCAGGAGGAGUUUUUUUGUGCGCAAGAACGUGAUUCUGGAUUCGAAACAGCGAUGCAUGGUCGUCCAUGCCACCUCUCGCCUAACUCUGGUGGACAACGUCGCGUACGAGACCAGGGGGCACUGCUUUGUGCUGGAGGAGGGGAGUGAGGCGCGGAACACGUUCAUCCGCAACCUGGGCAUGAACACACGUGCUGUGCAUCACGUCAUCCCCCCCGAGUCUCCCGCCAAGUUCGACCGCCAGACAGACAAGCAGCCCUCAACUUUCUGGCUGGCCACGCCUUUCAACAGCUUUAUCGGCAACGUGGCUGCUGGGUCGGAGGACUCGGGCUUCUGGCUCGAGAUGAACAAGCACAUGAGGGGGCUGUCCAAGCUGCUUCCCUUCUACCAGAAUCUUUCCCCUGUGACUCUCGCCUUUGGGCUGUUUCAAGGCAACGUGAUUCACUCCAACGCCCUCUUUGGCCUCCGCACCUACCCGCAUGGCGCCCGGCCGAUGUUCCCCUUGAAAGGGAAGGGCAGGAAGGCAGUGCAAGUGCACAUGUCUCAUUUCCUAAUCUAUGGCAACCCUAUUGGCAUGUUCUUUUACAACAGCCAGAGCAUCACUGUCUCGCGCUCCACCUUUCUCAACAACCGCAUCGCUGUCGACUUGAACCGCAACUUUGGGAUGCUCAUCCUCGGCUGCACCUUCAUCGGCCGCACCGCCUGCAGCAACAACAGCAAUUCACCUAGAGCAGCAUCCUCUUAUGCCGCAUCAACACAAGUAUCAACACAACAACCAGCACAAGCAUCGGCACAAGAAGCUUUUGCAGCAGCAGCAUCAAGAGGAGCGACACGAUGGUCAAUUUCAUCCUGGAAACCCCUCGAUUCAGCUGCUAAUAGCGAAUCCCCUAGUAGUGUAGCCCCUAGUAGUGUAGCCAGUAGUAGUGUAGCCCCUAGUAGUGUAGCCCCUACUAGUGUAGCCCCUAACUCCACCAACAACGCUCAGGCAAUGAUUCUUCCUAACGAAUAUGGGGAAAAUAACGUCUACAGUGCCGGCGUGCACGUUGAAGAUGCCACUAACGAGGAUGAAUUGCAGGGGUACACUACAUCGGACUGGCAAUCGCCAGGUUUAAUGCUAACAGCGCCAGAGUACACUAUGGAUGAUGACUAUAGUGAGGUAGCUGAAGCUGCUACUGAAGGGGUUUUGGGGAGGGGAGGGAAGUGGGGGUGGAGGAGGAGGAGGAGAGCGAAGGGAGGGAUGGACGGAUCAGUUUAUAACGAGGAUGCGGGUGAAAUUGAACGCCCUGAGGAGGAAGUGGGGCGGACAGUAGCGAUGGAGGUGCGGGGUCGCAUGGCGGCUGAGAACAGGGCGUAUAGGGAUUACAUGGCGUCGGCUUAUAAUGAGUAUGGAGAUGAGGAUGAAGAGGAGGAGGAGGACGAUGGGUAUGAUGAUGAAGAGGAUGCAGAGGACGGAGAGGAUGGAUCCACUGGGAAGGGUGUGAUGACAGAAGCAGAGGAACAAGCAGCAGCGAUGAAGAUGCGGGGGCGUGUGGCGGCUGAAAGCAUUGCCGGAAAUGGGGAUGUGCUGGCUUAUAACGAGGAUGAGGAAGACGCAGUGAAACAAGCAGCAGUGAUGAAGAUGCGGGAGCGUGUGGCGGCAGGUUUCUUCUAUUCGCGCGAUGGCGGCACGUUCAAGAGCCCCAUAGGCGUGAUGCUGAGCCAAGUGAAGCUCAGCGGGAUGCUGGAGGCGAAUAGAGUGGUCAACAGCAGGUUUUCUGGCUUUGGGGAGUGCGGGCCGACGCUGAAGAGCUCAGCUAUUGUGCUGGCAGUGAACAAGGCAGGGGGGUUCUGGAACCCAGCAAUGAGCGUGCAGGGCCUUCGCUUCACGACUACCACCAGGCGCCUCUACGCCGUUCCGAAUGCGCCCCACCGCCCGGUCCCAAGAGGCGGCGCCAAUGCUCGUUUCUAUGCGCUGCACGACGCAGAUGGCUCCUUCCUCUCCUCUUCCUCCCCGACCUUCCCGGGCGCCGCCUCCCCAGCCUACCUCGUAGCUCCGUUCCACCCGAUCCUGCCGCCAGCCUCGGUCCGAACCUCCCUCUGCCAGUACCACGACACAUGGUCCCUCUACUCGUGCAGGUCCGUCUGCUACCGAGCCAUCGCCCUAACCUACCUCGAGCAUGGCGUGCCGAACCUAACGCCGAAGCUGAUCAAAAGGCACCGCAUCCGACCCUACUCCACAGCCACGUUCACCCGACUAACCGACCGAUCCUACUUCGUGUCCUUGGGUGACCGCAACGACUAUUCCAAGCUCUACAAAGGCUCCCGGCCCGUCUUCCGUACCAUAACGGCUACUCUCUUAGCGGGGCACGCUUAUUCGGUGGAGAUUACACCGCCGAGUGUAAAUAGGGGGUUUUACCCGAGGAACAUGACGGUGCGAGUGCUGGAUAAAGGGGGGUGUGCGGGCGGGGUGGAGUUGAGGAUGGUUCCGAGAACGAGGGGAACUCAAUGGCAGACAAUCCACAUGGUGCCACAGCUGCCAUGCCGUGGCAAGGGUCGGAAUCCGAACCUCAUGUACCAGCGCUGCACCUACCGCAACAAGCAACCGAACCUGGCGCUCAGCGUCGGCCAAACCUACGCGCAGUACGGCGGAGAGAGCAUAGUUUUGGGAAGGAUGAGGAGCCCAAAAUGCCCUCCAGUAAAGUGCUGACUUGUGCCGUGCUGGUGCUGCUGGUGGCUAACCACACCUCGUGGUAAGUCAAACAGCCUGAAGGAUGGAUUGAUUCGACUCGCAUCUCCCUCUGGUAGCUGCUUUGCAUCUACAGUACUUGGUUACUCGUCAAUCCAACUGGUGGUGGGGUCCUGCCUUGCACUGUGUAA
Molecule: messenger RNA, 4562 nt
Organism: Closterium sp. NIES-67
Lineage: Eukaryota; Viridiplantae; Streptophyta; Zygnematophyceae; Desmidiales; Closteriaceae
Source: the annotation of a GenBank genome assembly